Molecule: messenger RNA, 1938 nt
Organism: Galendromus occidentalis (western predatory mite)
Lineage: Eukaryota; Metazoa; Arthropoda; Arachnida; Mesostigmata; Phytoseiidae
Gene: Psn
Product: presenilin
Exons: 1
Coding region: 138-1547 (469 amino acids)
Biological process (GO): calcium ion homeostasis; Notch signaling pathway; membrane protein ectodomain proteolysis
Cellular component (GO): gamma-secretase complex; membrane
Molecular function (GO): aspartic endopeptidase activity, intramembrane cleaving
Source: RefSeq, a predicted model, not a curated record
UUGUGUUUGGGCGUACUCUGCCUUUCAGCGUCGGACGACGACGUUCAGGAGCUACCGAGGAAUUUGAUACGGGAUCUAGUCACCUACCGAGUCUAUAGAUUCACUUGUUAAUCACGGAGCCCGAUACAGAUCCACUAAUGGCUGAGACUGUGGUGGUGCGAGCAGCCCGGCCGCGGAAACCCCAAGACGACAGCCUGAACACGACAGAGACGGAGGAUCUAGAAGUGGGCUUUGUUCAGAAUGGACGUCACAGUUGGACUCAUGAGCCUCCUCCACAGCCGCCCCCACCGAACCUCCAGCCGAACAACUUGAAUCAGCAACUCGAAGAGGAAGAGCUCAAAUACGGAGCCAAACACGUGAUCAAACUCAUCAUUCCCGUUUCUCUCUGUAUGCUGGUCGUGGUCGCGUCGAUAAACACGGUCACGUCGCUGACAGAAAGCAACGGCCAGUACUUGCUGUACACUCCAUUCCACGAUCAGGACGUGGACACGAGGACGAAAGUUUGGCAGAGCUUCGCCAAUGCCCUCAUCCUGAUGAGCGUCAUCGUGGUGAUGACGGUGCUCUUGAUCUUCCUGUACAAACAUCGAUGCUACAAAGUGAUCCACGGCUGGCUGAUUCUCUCCAGUCUCCUGCUACUGUUCCUCUUCUCCUACAUCUAUGCAUAUACGGUUCUCUCGAACUACAACAUAGCCGUGGACUAUUUCACGGUAGCCAUGUGCGUCUGGAACUUCGGAAUGGUGGGAAUGGUAUGCAUCCAUUGGAAGGGUCCGCUCCUGCUCCAACAAUCCUACUUGAUCGUCAUAUCGGCCCUGAUGGCCAUGGUCUUCAUCAAGCACAUGCCGCCGUUCACGGUCUGGACGGUUCUCGGGGUAAUAUCCGUAUGGGAUCUGAUCGCCGUGCUCUCGCCAAAGGGACCGCUCCGCAUUCUGGUGGAAACUGCUCAGCAGCGAGAAGAACCGAUUUUUCCGGCCCUGAUCUACUCGUCUGCGAUGGUGUGGCUCGUAGGAAUGGCUGAUACGACGACCACUUCAGAUCCGGACACCGAAGCUCAAAACAGGAGGAACAGACAGCUGUCUGAAACUCAGACCGAUCCCUCGACCGAGGAACAACAGAACGAGCCCUCGGCUACUCGCCGAAGACAAGCUCAGGCGCAGCAGCCAGCUCUGACGGGCCGAGGUCCCGGUUCGGAUGCACGAGCCCGUACGGCUCGCGGAGCUCACCAAGACGCGCCGGGAGAGAACGCUCGAGCGGUGGAGAUCGUCCACCAAGAAGAGGAACGUGGAGUGAAACUUGGAUUGGGCGAUUUUAUUUUCUACUCGGUCCUCGUCGGUAAAGCAUCAUCCUACGGCGAUUGGAACACCACACUGGCUUGUUUCGUGGCCAUAUUGAUCGGGUUGUGUUUGACCCUCAUCCUCCUGGCGAUUUUCAGAAAAGCGUUGCCCGCGCUUCCCAUAUCCAUAGCCUUCGGGCUGGUUUUUUACUUCGCGACAUCGACUCUGGUUCAACCUUUCACAGCCAUUCUGGCACAACAGCAAGCAUACAUAUGAGGCUCUUUUGUAAAUAGCAUUUUAUGACCGGGAAAAAAUCGACGGCGCCAAUGUUUCGCAAAAUGUCUGGCUUGGACGAAUAUUUCAAUUAGAACGGGUUUCCCGAUCCGAGAGAUCGUCAACUCUAGCCCACGUUCCCCAAACCUUUUUCGGUAAGAAACUUUCAAGGAUCAAAUACGUAUGGGAAGAUCAUCAAAAUGCGCUCCGAAGGUGCCGAAUGCUCCAGCGCAAGGUGGCGGGGAACUCGGGGAGAACUCGGAGCUCGAGGCGGAUAUCAUUAUGUUGCCCAGGGACGUUUCCUGUUAACUGUCCGGCGCAUCUGACACCGCUCUAUUUUUAUCCAAUGACGUAUGCAAUGACAUUGUAAAAAUAUUCUUCGAAUAAAGAUCCA